Verticillium alfalfae VaMs.102 is the source of this 2244-nucleotide messenger RNA. Its product is annotated as alpha-galactosidase C. The coding region runs from base 1 to 2244 and encodes 747 amino acids. The record is from RefSeq and is a predicted model, not a curated record. The transcript has 3 exons. Gene Ontology annotation, molecular function: alpha-galactosidase activity. Gene Ontology annotation, biological process: carbohydrate catabolic process. NCBI's taxonomy places the organism in Eukaryota, Fungi, Ascomycota, Sordariomycetes, Glomerellales, Plectosphaerellaceae.
AUGGUUAAGCACUGGCUCGGGCGUUCUGCGCCGGCGGCGGCACCUUCUCUGGGUCUCACCGAGUGGCAAUCGUCGCGCAAUGAGUCGAAGGUCGCAGGUAUCGUUGUCGAAGGCAAAUCCUUCGCGCUCCACACAGAACACUCAUCUUACCGCUUCCACGUCGACGAGGAGACAGGUGACCUCUUUUCCGACCACUUUGGCGGCCCCGCCAUCGAGACUGUUGAGACAGAAGCGCCCCUUGUCAAUGGUUGGAACAGCAUGCAGGACCGUGUCCAGCGCGAGUAUCCGGACCUUGGUCGUGGCGAUUUCCGUGUCCCCGCCAUACAAGUCCACCAGGCCGACGGCUCCACCGUCAGUGAUCUCCGAUACCAAUCUCACAAGGUUGUUCCUGGCAAGCCGGAACUGGAAGGUCUUCCAUCGACUUUCGGAACCGACGAGGAGGUCUCGACCCUGAUAAUUACUCUCCACGACAGCAUCAACUCAAUCGCCGUCGACCUCUCGUACUCAGUCUUUAUCAAGCACGAUGCUGUUGUCCGAAGCACCAAGAUAACAAACAACGGCCAGGGUGCCAUUACGAUUGACAAGGCUGCGAGUCUCAGCAUCGACUUUCCUUACGAAGAGAUGGAAAUGAUCCAGCUAAGAGGAGACUGGUUCCGCGAAGCCGUGAGAACGCGCCGCAAAAUCGAGUACGGCCAACAGGGCUUUGGCAGCCGAACCGGUUACUCCUCGCACCUACACAACCCCUUCCUCGCCCUCGUGGCGCCUGACACAACUGAAUCGCAUGGUGAUGCUUGGGGGUUCUCGCUCGUCUACUCCGGGUCCUUCUCCGCGGAGGUGGAGAAGGGCUCCCAGGGUAUGACGCGCGCCAUGCUCGGCUUCAACCCGAGUCAACUGUCAUGGCCGCUGGCUCCCGGUGAGUCGCUGACAACGCCCGAAGUCGUCGCCGCCUACUCCAGCGCUGGUGUUGGUGGUGUUUCUCGCAUUUUCCACCGACUAUAUCGUACGAACCUCAUCAAGAGCAAGUUUGCCACUAAAACGCGACCUGUUAAGCUCAACAGCUGGGAAGGCCUCUACUUUGAUUUUGAUCAAGACACCAUCUACAAGCUAGCCAGCGACGCUGCGGAUCUCGGCGCCAAGCUCUUUGUGCUCGACGAUGGCUGGUUUGGCAACGAACAUCCUCGCAUCAACGAUGCCGCCGGCCUAGGUGACUGGCAAACCAAUAUGCAGCGAUUCCCUGAUACGCUGCCAACCCUCGUCAAGCGAAUUACCGAUCUCAAGGUUGCCGACUCGCCCGAUAAACUGCAGUUUGGUAUCUGGGUCGAGCCUGAGAUGGUCAAUCCCAGCUCGACUCUUUACCAGGAGCAUCCCGAAUGGGUCCUCCAUGCUGGCGACUACCCGCGCACAACUCAGCGAAACCAGCUCGUCCUCAAUGCCGCCCUUCCUGAAGUCCAGAAGUUCAUCAUCGACACCCUUUCUGAGCUUCUGUCCAGCGCUCCGAUCACCUAUGUCAAAUGGGACAGCAACAGGGGCAUUCACGAGGGCGCUACACCGUCGGCUCACCACACCAAUAUUUUGGGCAUGUAUCACGUGUACGACGUCCUCAUGAAACGAUUUCCCGACGUACUGUGGGAGGGCUGCGCUUCUGGAGGCGGUCGUUUCGACCCCGGCAUGCUACAGUACUUCCCUCAGAUCUGGACUUCUGACAACACCGACGCUCUCGAUCGUAUCUCCAUCCAAUUCGGCACGUCCCUCGUCUACCCUGCUUCGGCAAUGGGUGCUCACGUGUCUGCCGUACCCAACGAGAUCACAAAUCGUAUCACACCCAUCAAAUUCCGCGCUCACGUUGCCAUGAUGGGUGGCUCAUUUGGCCUGGAGCUCAACCCCCCCAAGAUCUCCACCGAAGAUCGAGCUCAGAUCCCUGGCCUCCUUGCCCUCAGCGAAAAGGUCAGCCCCAUUGUUAUCAACGGCGACAUGUGGCGUCUGAACUUACCUGAAGAGUCCAACUGGCCGGCUGCACUCUUCAUCUCGGAGAACGGUGCCGAGGCUGUACUGUUCUACUUCCAGGUGCGUGCUCAGUUCAACCACGCAUCGCCGUGGAUCCGACUGCAGGGACUUGAGCCCAGCGCACGGUACACCAUCGAUGGAGCCAAGACUUACACGGGCGCCACGCUCAUGAGCAAGGGCCUGCAGUAUGUCUUCAGUGGGGACUAUGACAGCCGCGUCGUUUUUAUUACCAGGGUUUGA